CUUCUCUAUUAUACCAUGAACGCAUAAGGAUUCCUUGUCUUCUUGGCGAAGGAGGUGUUAGUCGUGCUUCUCUUGGCCCUGCUUAUGCGAAUACCACGUAGUAAACACUCAAGGGCGCUGAUUUCCAUAUCCCAAAAUAGUAUUAGGCCAACGUGAUCUAUCAUCUGCUGUUCGUCCAACUGGGUGUAUGCCGACUCCAUCCCCUAGUUUGUACUAAACAUAGGUUUCCUAAUAAUUAUACUGUCUGUUUAUCUGCUGAAGGGGAACGCUUAUCGUUGCUUCAUCUAUGUCUUCAGAGAUCUUGAGGACUUUUGGGGCUUUGACCAUAGGUGAAGGUUAUUGAGGUCAGGGCAAAAAAACCAGUCAUGUUUUUAUCAUGCCCUGUUAGUAACCGAAAACAGAGUAUAAUUGAUUUUCUUGAAGUUGCUGCUUUGUUGAUUUUAACCAUUGAAGAGGUUCAUAAAAUUAUUUGGGUUCAAGCUUUUGUUUAGAUGAAGAAAAAGGUUCUUCUGUACAUGGAUUGGCCUAUUUAUUGUUUUGGAUGUGGCUGCUUGGGAGAGAUCAUUUGACUUGUUUUGGACUUGCCCAUGUAAUAAUAGUCCUGCUGCUUCCUUUUGCUACUAGUCAUAUGGUGGAAAUGAUGUUGGAUGGGAGAUCCUUUGUCAAUUUUCUAUUUUGGGAGUUAAUCUCAGCUGUUGAAGUGAUAUAUUAUGAUAUUUAUUGUCCUCUUUAGUAGGCUUUGAAGAAGCCCUAAAUCCAACUUUUAGGUUUCGGCAAUGUAACAAAGCCACAGUGUGAAUCAAGGGAGUUGCAUUCAGGCCUUCAAGGCUGAUAAACAUGAUUUGCCUCCAGGCAACAUGGUCUUUGGUUGCUUAGAAUCCUGCUAUGGUUAUUAGGAAGUGAUCUGGUUCUUUGUUUUUUUUUCCAAACAGCAAGGACAAUGAGAGGUCUGAAUCAAUGAUUCGCUUUUGUUCUUGCACUGGGGGUCAAGCCUCUUCUCUUGAGCUAAAACGGAGAACUGGAGCAGCAUCCUGCAAAUUUUGUGGUGGCAAAAAAUUAGUUGAUGGAAGGAAGUCAGAAUCUGGUAGCAUGCUAAGCACAGCAAGCCUGGAGCUUACAAGUGUGAUCGAUCCUGACUUGUCUUGGAAGACUGUUUCAAAAGGUAACAGGAGUGCAUCUAGGCGAGCUAGGAAACCUAUUCCUAGAAGCUUGAAGGGAAGCACAGAAUUGAUUGAUAAGGACACAAGGGUUGAGGACAUGCCAAUUUCUGAAUCGGAGAAGCUUGGAGUAACCAUUCUUGGGCACCGCUUCAGUGACAAAGUGGAGCAUGUACCGAUUAAGAAGAGGAGAUUUUUGUUCCGAUCUCCAUCACCACCCCCCCGGCCACCUUCUCCAUGCACUGAUGAAUCUGAGCAACUUGUAAAGAGUGAAAAUGCUCCAGGACAGGAGUCAUCUUGUAGUUCAGAUGUUGGGAAGCAGGUUAUGGAAUUUGGCACAACUAAUUUGGAUCAAGUUGUUGAUGGUGAAGUUAUUGUUAAUGGGAAGACCCCAGAAGAAAUUAAUGAAAAGCUUGGUGACAGUGAAGAUUUCUCUGGUAUUUCAAUACUGGCGGCUGCUGCCUGUAAUAAUAGUACAAGAGGUUGCUCUAGUAAUGCUGAAGAGGAUUCAUCGAUGCUUGAAGAAUCUUCUGCAUGGGAAAGGCCUUCUCAAGUGGUGCUGAAUUCUGCAUUGUUCUUGCCAAAAGAAUCACACCAGGACCAUUCCAUCAACUGCAGUGAAAUUUCAAAUAAAGGAACUGCCUCACAAGAAAUUACAGCCUCAUUGCAGACAGCCAAUUCGUAUUCUAAGGAGAGCACAUGUGGACUGAAAAUGGGGGACUCUUCUACAUCUAAUUCUUCACCUGUUUCUCCGGGCUUUCCAAGCAACAAUAUUGAUGGAGCACAGAGAAAGGUUGGGUCUUCUUCACGUGAUGAUAGGUCACAUUGGGACUUGAAUACUGUGAUGGAUGCAUGGGAGAAACCUUCUGAUGACCCCAUUGUGGGUUCUGAGGAAAAUGUUGUUGGUAGUGUCUUCAAGGAUGUUAGAGACUGUGAAAAGCUGGAACACUUGGAAAGUUGUGAUGUGCAGAGGGAGCCUGGAAGUACCAAAAAUGACAUUGGAAAGAUGGUUCAACCUAUGGAUGUGGUUGAUGGUGUUGCAGGUGACAACAUCUAUAGCUUGGGAGACUCUAAAAACAUGCCCACUGGGCCUGAUGAAACAACUACUGAGGAUCUUAAGCAGGAUGGAUGUUUUAAAGGGACAUGCCCUGAGGAAAUGGUCAUGCAUUCUGAGAUGCAUAAUACUCAACAAGAGAGCUUGGUGGACCUGGGUGAAGAAACAAAACCCUUACCUGAUCAAGAAAGUAUUAGCUUCAUUUCUGAAUCUGUUGCCGCUCCGGCUGAUAAAGUUCUGGAAUUUUCUUCUCCAAAUGCAUGUACUGUUGCAGAUGAAAAUACCCUACUCCAGAGUGUAGGCUUUUCUCAUACAGGGAGUAGUGAAGGCCUUUUGUCUCAUCAGGUCUGUAGAAUGGAUGGUUGCAUCAAUACUUCUGUCUGUCCUGAAGCUAAUACACCUGCACUAAUUCCUGAGAAUGUAAAAGAUACCACAUCCAGGGCAUCUUCUGCUGAGCAGACAGGAGAUGAAUUGGAUGCUGAUGUGCAAAAACGUGAAUCCCUUUACUUGAGGACCUCUCAGCUUGAGAAGCAUGCUGUUUUUCUCUCUGAUGCAGUGACCACGGAGAAGGCUACCUGUGAGAUUGAUGAUAGUCCAACUGAAGAUUGUGCGGGUGCUGUCAAAAGUCAUGAUUCACAUGAUGAUGGAAAUGCCUCAAAGGAGAUGAAAACAGAUGCUAAGCAACUUGAUGACAAUUCAUGUAAAGUGGACACCUCCUUAUCUUCAUAUAAUGGUGAGGAGUUGUGUAGUUGUUGUCCACCUGAUGGAAAAAGUAAACCGGAAGUUUCUGCUGAUACAAAGGUUCAGGAUGGGGAUACUAAAAAAGUUAAUUCUCCUGACAAUUUUGAGUCUGAAAAGCUUACACCCAAGUUGUCAGGACAGUCUACUCUGUUGGAGGACACAUCAGAUGUUUUAACUUCUCGUGAAUACUGCAAAAGCUAUGCUGAUGAUCCUGUAAAUAGUUCUGGUAAGAUUUCUUUAGAAGAAGACCAUUUUGAUGACGUCGAUUAUGAUUCAGAUGUAUCUCAUGAUGAUCCUGAUCACAUAGUUGGGACGGGAAAUGAGAUCGAGCCUCAGGCAGGUUAUGAUUCUCAGUAUGAGGAUGGGGAAGUCAGGGAGUCUGUUUUACAUGCAUGGGAUGAAGAUGCUGGUGAAGAAGGGGAAACUGAGCAUGUUGAUUAUGGAUCAGAUAGAGAUGCAUAUGGCUUUGACUCAGGGGCUGAUUAUCCUGUCUCCAUGUCUGUAGAAGCUGAACAGAGUGCAGGAUGCCAAAAAAAUGUAUCCACUGCUGAUGAUUCUGUUGAUUGUAGUGGAGAACAAGUAAAGGAGAAGAUUAUGCAAGAACCCAAUAGUUUUCCUGGCAUGAGAGGUUCAUCAAAGACAAAUAUUCUGGAAGCAGGAACUGGUAAGAAGAGUGCAGUGAUUGUGAGAAAACACUUGCGAGGACAAGCCGAACAAGAUGAUAUUUGUAAGUUCGAGAUGGAUGGUGAAGUUGAUGAAGACUUGUGUGCCGGUGCUGACAAGGUUAUGGCAGAUAAUGAUCGUUGUUCCAGAAAAGAUAUUGUGAAGGAAUCAAUGCAAUCAUUUAGUUCAAGGUUGAAAUUGUCUGGAUGGGAUCAGUUACCUGAAGAUCAUGAAGGCUCUGCAAAUAUGAUUAUGGAAAACCGAGAUGGCUGCUCUAAAUUGAUUUCUACCAGUUCUCGUGUUAAUGGACUUGAUGCUGGAGAAUCCAGGAGAGAGUUUCCAUCACGUAUUGAGGGGCUUACAUCCUCUGAUCGGUUGCCUAGAAAGGACAGAAUAUGUAUACAGGAAAGCAGAUCCAACAACCCUGAUCAUUCAAAUCCCAGAGUUGAAAGGGACCCAAGUCCUGCUAAAUUGACUGUAAGGGGUGGAUCUUUGUUUCAUGUACAUGGAAGAGGGCGAGGCGGUGAUCGCUGGGUUGAUUCUUCCACUCAUUGGGCCCAAGAUCGCCAUCGUUCUCCCAGCUUUGCACACUCUGGGCCAAAGAAUGCUGCUGCAGCAGCUGCUGCAAAGGUGGAGAGCAGUGGCUUUGUUGUUGCUCCAGAUGGUACAGUUGUGAAAGCUGGUGGAUUGGGACCCAAUGUUCGGGUGCGCAGACAAUCUGUUAUUGCUUCUUCACAAGGUGUGCAUCGAUCUUUUAUAAGAAGAGGAUCACCAUCUGACAGGGAAGAUGCUUUUGGUAUGCAUAUGCGACUUGGUCCAGUAGGAGACAUGAGCCCUGCUAGGAACAUUAGUGUUGGAAGGGGCAGGUCUGGAAGAUAUGGUCCAAGAUUGGUGGGUACAGGUCCAAGGGAGAAAUAUCAUAGGUCUGGGCCUGAUGAUUCUUCUUUGCGUAUGGAACCUUCUAUAGUUCGAAGGGAACGAAGUUUUUCUCCUGUUCAAAGAAGAGAAAGCAAUCAUCUCUCCCGGUCCCACACAAAAUCUCCAUCAAGAUCUAGGACUCGCUCUCCUCAUGUUUGGUCAUCAUCUCCCAGGGGAAGAAAUAGUGGUGGGGUUGGCAGUGGACCGGGUUUAAGAGAACGCAGUAGAUCCCCAAAUUUCAGGUCUGAUGCUAGAAUGGAGAGAGGGAGGUCCCCUCACCGGCGGCCUGGGUUCUCAACACAACAUGAAAUUAGUUUUAUCACAACAUCUAGAAGUCGUGGGUCUCCACCAAACUCCUCGAGAUGGAUUGAUGAUAGGAAAGACACAGUGGAUCAUUUUAGGGACCAUGGCUACAAGCAGCGGGCCCCAAUAUCAGAAAGAAGAUCUCCUGGAAGGAUUUUCACACGGAGUCAUAGGUUUGAUUCAGUGGGAUCUACAGGAAGGUUGAAACCAGAUGAGUACUAUAGACCAAUGCAUCCAGGAAGGUUUCCUGAAAUGGUUGGAGCUGGCAGAGGACCUAGGUAUGAGGAAACUGAAGACGAUAGAAGGAAAAACAUGGAUAGAUAUGGGAUGUUGCAUCCUGUAAGACGUUAUGAUACGGAGGGCUCUGUGAAGCGGUUUCAUUAUGAUGCAGAAGAUGGUUUUGCUGGGCAUAAUCUGCACAGUAAGGAUGCAACUGAGUUCCAUGGUAAAGGUAGUCCUAAGCACUAUGGCAGGAGUAUUGAUGCCAGGCUUGGGGAUGCACCUAGGAGAUCUCGUGAAGAAAAAAGUCAUUUCAGAUAUGAUCGAGACUGGAAGCAUGGUGCAAAUGCCAAGUCAUUUCGAAUACGGGAGUUUGACGGGGAUGUAGCACCUAGAAGACGAAUACCUUCUUGAUUUUUUUGUAUACAGCGCCUUUUUCCUUUGGGUGCUUUUGCAGGUCGACAUAGAGAUGUUGAACCUGGUGAAACGUUUUUUUCCUGUCAGCAGGAAGGCAUCUCAAUCCUGCAGUUUUUGAUGUUGCAGUGCUUAUGGAGCUACAUUGACUAUUAUGAUUUCUUUUGAAGAAUUUUGUCAGGGGCUCAUGAUAGCCCAUACUUUAUUUCUUAGUUUUUAUAUAUAUAUAUAUUUUUUUUCUUGUGGCCUAAUUUAGUGAUGUAACCUCUCUGUACGAGGCCUUAGAAAUAUUAUCAAUCAGUGAAAAAUUCAAUUUAUGCUUUGUCA
Nelumbo nucifera (sacred lotus) is the source of this 5796-nucleotide messenger RNA. Lineage: Eukaryota; Viridiplantae; Streptophyta; Magnoliopsida; Proteales; Nelumbonaceae. The record is from RefSeq and is a predicted model, not a curated record.